UACAUCUUUGGAUAAAAAAGAAAAUUUAUUUAGAGUAGAUCCGCAGUCGGAAGUUCUGCAGAAACGCUGUGGACCAACACAUGACUGAAAUUGGAAAAUAAAACACCAAAACGAUGGCACCUAAAAGAAAACAACAAGACCAGAACCACUCUGUGAAGAAAAAGAAACAAAAAAUCAGAGAGGAUAUUGUCCUAAAACCGACAAUAUCAUCGGAAGAUAUUCCCAAAACACAGACUAAAUGGACUAACAAGGAAAGAGUACUAGUUUUUUCAUCUCGAGGAAUAUCAUACAGGGGUCGCCAUUUAAUGAAUGACAUGAGGACCUUGAUGCCUCAUGCAAAAUCAGAAUCUAAAAUGGAUAAAAAAGAUCAACUUUUUGUCAUCAAUGAGAUGUGUGAGAUGAGAAAUUGUUCAAAAUGUAUUUACCUGGAAGCAAAGAAGAAGCAGGAUCUUUACAUGUGGUUAUCAAAUGUACCACGAGGCCCCUCUGCCAAAUUUCUUGUAGAAAACUUACACACAAUGUCAGAGUUGAAGAUGACAGGCAAUUGUCUGAAGGGGUCACGACCUUUGCUCUCAUUUGAUCAAGAGUUUGACAAAGAAGCACACUGGAGUCUCAUUAAAGAACUAUUAAUACAGACAUUUAGUACCCCAAACCAUCAUCCCAAGAGUCAGCCAUUCUUUGAUCAUGUAUACACAUUCUCCAUCGCAGACAACCGGAUUUGGUUCAGGAAUUACCAGAUACUUGAGGAGGAUGGUUCUUUGGCAGAAAUCGGACCCCGGUUUGUUUUGAAUCCUAUCAGAAUAUUUGAGGGAAGUUUUGGAGGGCCAACACUCUUCCAGAAUCCUCACUAUGUAUCUCCUAAUGAUCUGAGGCAUCUGAUGAGGAAGAGAGGAGCCCAAAAAUAUAUGUCCAGGAUUCAGGCCAAGAAAUCGCUGGAGAUGAGACGCGGUCAGCCGUCUUACGAAACAGACCCAACAGACGAUGUGUUUGUCACGAUACGACCCGAGGACGCUGAGGAAGAUUCUUGAUAAAUAAAUUAGAAACUUUC
Molecule: messenger RNA, 1048 nt
Organism: Magallana angulata
Lineage: Eukaryota; Metazoa; Mollusca; Bivalvia; Ostreida; Ostreidae
Product: ribosome biogenesis protein BRX1 homolog
Exons: 11
Coding region: 114-1028 (304 amino acids)
Biological process (GO): rRNA processing; ribosomal large subunit assembly
Cellular component (GO): nucleolus
Molecular function (GO): rRNA binding
Source: RefSeq, a predicted model, not a curated record